Arabis nemorensis is the source of this 912-nucleotide messenger RNA. The record is from the annotation of a GenBank genome assembly. NCBI's taxonomy places the organism in Eukaryota, Viridiplantae, Streptophyta, Magnoliopsida, Brassicales, Brassicaceae.
AUGAGCCCUUCCAAGCAGCGACAACAUCGCAUCUCCACCGGAGAAUCCAAGUCCAAAUCAGUCAGAUCCGGUUCUUCCUCCGCCGUACCGGAAUGGAUUUCCGAAUCAAUCAACGGCGGUUCUCUCCGCCGCGUAGAUCCCGAUACAGGCACAGAUGGCUGGGCUUCUCCUCCCGGCGACGUUUUCUCUCUCCGCUCCAAUUCUUACUUGACCAAAAAACACAAAUCUCCCGCCGGAGAUUACCUCCUCUCUCCUUCCGGUAUGGACUGGCUCAAAUCAGCUACGAAACUCGACAACGUGCUCGCUCGUCCCGAUAAUCGUGUUGCUCACGCGCUUAGAAAAGCUCAAUCUCGAUGUCAAUCUCUAAAGAGCUUCAUCUUCGCCGUGAAUCUACAAAUUCCAGGUAAAGAUCACCAUAGCGCUGUGUUCUACUUCGCGACGGAGGAACCGAUUCCUUCCGGUUCGCUUCUCCACCGGUUUAUAAACGGAGACGACUCGUUCCGGAAUCAGAGAUUCAAAAUCGUGAAUCGGAUUGUGAAAGGACCUUGGGUAGUGAAAGCUGCGGUUGGUAACUAUGGUGCUUGUCUUUUAGGUAAAGCAUUGACGUGCAAUUACCAUAGAGGUCCUAAUUACUUUGAGAUCGAUGUCGAUAUAAGCAGCUCGGCGAUCGCGACGGCGAUUCUUCGGUUAGCUUUAGGGUAUGUGACGAGCGUGACGAUCGAUAUGGGGUUCCUUGCGGAGGCGCAGACGGAGGAAGAGCUACCGGAGAAAUUAAUCGGAGCUGUUAGGGUUUGUCGAAUGGAAAUGUCGUCGGCGUUUGUGGUCGAUGCUCCACCGAUGCAGCAACCAUCGUCACAACCAUGUAGAACGUUGAGUUCGGCGAAAGUUAACCACGACGAAGAUGAGGAUUGA